ACCCAACCAUAUAUAUAGGCUUAAAUGUUACAAUUAAGAAUUUAAGUCCCUUCUUCUUAUCACUUCCUCUACACAGCUGUCCUUUCAGCAGCUUUCUUCUAGGGGAGAGAGAUCGAGAGAUUUUGUAUCUAAUCAAAAACAACGAUGCAGGUCGCUUUCCCUUCUUCGCCGCCGUCUAAAUCCAUCGACGAUGAACGCUUAACGGAGAUGUCCAUGAUGUUGAGCGAGGAUUUCACCAAGAAGCUGGGGUUUUCAGAAGAGGGUGAAGACAUUCGAAAACUCGAGAGAUCUUGGAGUAAACUCGAAGAUUCCGUCGAGUUCCACGAGGAAGAGGAAGCAGGAGAUGAAGAAGAAGAGGAGUUCUCCUUCGCUUGUGUAAACGCAGAAGGAUCUCCGAUAACCGCCGAAGAAGCUUUCGAAGAUGGUCAGAUCCGUCCUGCCUUCCCUCUCUUCAACCGCGCUCUCCUCUUCGACCAAAACGACGCCGUUUCAGAGACCUACGAAGACAGCGAGAGUAUCCGACCGCGUCUUAGAAAGGUAUUCGUGGAGGAUCGCGACGGAGACGGCGAGGGUAAGAAGGCAGAGGAGGGUUCGUUGGGAGCGUACUGUUCGUGGUCGGGUGGAACGGUGGCGGAAGCGUCGCCGGAGACUUGCCGGAAGAGCAACUCGACGGGAUUCUCGAAGCUCUGGAGAUUUAGGGAUCUCGUGUUGAGAAGCAACAGCGACGGAAGAGACGCGUUUGUUUUCCUGAACAACAGUAACGCCGCCGUCGGUGACAAGACCCAGUCAUCGUCUUCUUCUUCAAGGGCGGCAAAAUUGACCAGCGAAGAUGAUAAGGAGGAGAAAAAGUCAACAAAGGCUAAAAAAGGGAAAGAGAAAGAGAAAACGACGUCGUCGGAGAAGAGGACUAAAUCAGCGCACGAGAAACUCUACAUGAGAAACAGAGCGUUGAAGGAAGAAGUGAAACACAGAUCCUAUCUUCCGUACAAGCAAGUUGGGUUCUUUACUAAUGUGAAUGGCCUUAGCAGAAACAUCCAUCCUUUCUGACAAAUUUGGUCAGAAUAAUAUUUUUCUUUAAAAAAUAAUUAUAACUUCAAAAUUUUAGGUUUGUUGGAUGUUUCUUUUUUUGUUUGAUUGGUAAACAAAUGAAAUUACUCUUCUCAUGGGUCCCUUCUGUUUGGUAGCUUGGUUUAAUUCAUAGCAGAAAGGUGUACCGUUUUCUCUUCACUAUUAUAAAUGUACUGUGAAGAAGAGCUUGGCUUUGUAUUAAACCAUUUUGUAAGUAAAUAAAUAUGUAAUUAGUUAUACUUGGUUAGUUAUUUGCAUAUGUUUU
This is a messenger RNA of Brassica oleracea var. oleracea, 1333 nucleotides long. RefSeq lists its product as uncharacterized. The transcript has a single exon. The record is from RefSeq and is a predicted model, not a curated record. The coding region runs from base 145 to 1047 and encodes 300 amino acids. NCBI's taxonomy places the organism in Eukaryota, Viridiplantae, Streptophyta, Magnoliopsida, Brassicales, Brassicaceae.